This is a messenger RNA of Trichechus manatus latirostris (Florida manatee), 1693 nucleotides long. RefSeq names its product serpin family I member 1 (gene SERPINI1). Gene Ontology annotation, molecular function: serine-type endopeptidase inhibitor activity. Gene Ontology annotation, biological process: negative regulation of endopeptidase activity. NCBI's taxonomy places the organism in Eukaryota, Metazoa, Chordata, Mammalia, Sirenia, Trichechidae. Bases 205 to 1437 code for a protein of 410 amino acids. The record is from RefSeq and is a predicted model, not a curated record. The transcript is spliced from 9 exons.
AGCUGGCGAAUUAGCCAACUAGAGGAGGGGGAGGCGGAGUUUGGGUCCUUGUAGAAGCUGAAAGCGUCGCCUGGACUGUAGUUUGCCGGGAGAGACGAGACAGGAGCUGGAGCAAGAGCAGGAACGGAGCGCGGUCCUGGGAGCAUCAGCUCCAGCAUCCCGCCAGGGGUUGCAGGUGUGUGGGAGACUUAAAACUGUUCCAACAUGGCUCUCCUUGGACUCUUCUCUCUGCUGGUUCUGCAAAGUAUGGCUUUAGGGGCCACUUUCCCUGAUGAAACCAUUGCUGAGUUGUCAGUGAAUAUGUAUAACCAACUUCGAGCCACUGGGGAAGAUGAAAAUAUUCUCUUCUCUCCGUUGAGCAUUGCUCUUGCAAUGGGAAUGGUGGAACUUGGAGCCCAGGGGUCUACCCUGAAAGAAAUCCGCCAUUCAAUGGGGUAUGAUAGCCUGAAAAAUGGUGAAGAAUUUACUUUCUUGAAGGAGUUUUCUAACAUGGUGACUGUGGAAGAGAGCCAGUAUGUGAUGAAAAUCGCCAAUUCCCUCUUUGUGCAAAAUGGUUUUCAUGUCAAUGAUGAGUUUUUGCAAAUGCUGAAAAAAUACUUUAAUGCAGAAGUAAAUCAUGUAGACUUCAGUCAAAAUAUAGCUGUGGCCAACUACAUCAAUAAGUGGGUGGAGAAUAACACAAAUAAUCUGUUGAAAGGUUUGGUAUCCCCAAGGGAUUUUGAUGCUGUCACUCAUCUGGCCCUUAUCAAUGCUGUCUACUUCAAAGGGAACUGGAAGUCACAGUUUAGACCUGAAAAUACUAGAACGUUUUCCUUCACGAAAGAUGAUGAAAGUGAAGUCCAGAUCCCAAUGAUGUAUCAACAAGGAGAAUUUUAUUAUGGGGAAUUUAGUGAUGGCUCCAAUGAAGCUGGUGGUAUCUACCAAGUCCUAGAAAUACCAUAUGAGGGAGAUGAGAUAAGUAUGAUACUGGUACUGUCCAGACAGGAAGUCCCACUGGCUACCCUGGAACCAUUGGUCAAAGCACAGCUGAUUGAAGAAUGGGCAAACUCUGUAAAGAAGCAAAAAGUGGAAGUGUACUUGCCCAGGUUCACAGUGGAACAGGAAAUUGAUUUAAAAGAUGUUUUGAAGGCUCUUGGAAUAACUGAAGUUUUCAUCAAAAGUGCAAAUUUGACAGCUCUAUCUGAUAACAAAGAUAUUUUCCUUUCCAAAGCAAUUCACAAGUCCUUCAUAGAGGUUAAUGAGGAAGGCUCAGAAGCUGCUGCUGCCUCAGGAAUGAUUGCAAUUAGUAGGAUGGCAGUACUGUAUCCGCAAGUUAUUAUCGACCAUCCAUUUUUCUUUCUUAUCAGGAACAGGAGGACAGGCACAAUCCUAUUUAUGGGACGAGUUAUGCAUCCUGAAACAAUGAACACAAGUGGACAUGAUUUUGAGGAACUUUAAAUCAUUUUAUUUAAAUAACAAGGAAAUCAGUAACUAAGCACAUUAUGUUUGCAACUCCUGUAUAUUUAAGAUUUGUGUUUUACAGUGUAUCUUAAGAUAAUAUUUAAAAUAGCUCUGGAUAAAAACAACAAUGUAUAUAAAUUAUAAGCCAACCUUGUCAAGGAAUGUUAUCAGUAUUAUUAAGGUAAUGGUCCUAUUAUGUCAUUGUGUUUGUUGUGCUGGUAUUUAAAAUAAAAGUACAUAUUGAACAUGUGAA